Striga hermonthica is the source of this 1680-nucleotide messenger RNA. NCBI's taxonomy places the organism in Eukaryota, Viridiplantae, Streptophyta, Magnoliopsida, Lamiales, Orobanchaceae. The record is from the annotation of a GenBank genome assembly.
AUGAAGAUACUUGAAGCUAGGGUUGGUGCUCUUACGAAUUUUGAGGUGCUUGAUCUAUUGAGGUCAAGAGGGGCUGGUACAGAUUUCUCUCGUGUUGUUGCAUCCAUUGCACCAUCGGAAUACAAGGUUUUUGAUUAUUUGGAGCAGGGUACCGCCUGCAACCAAACAAGGGAUAUCAUUAAUGGAUUUUUUGAUGAUUGCAAAAGGUUUGACUUAGCUAAGGCCGAGAUUCUUAACAUUGCCAACUUGAGGCCAGCAUCUCCGGUUGAGGUUUACCCGGUCAUAGAGGAUUGUGAGUCGCGGAUGGAAGACAAAAUAGACGAGCUUGUGGAGACCAUUGCGCGGAUUUUGCCGCCUCAUCCUUCACAGAGAGAAGAGCCUGACCAGGAAAGUGUGGAGAACGAUGAAGAAACUGGAAAUAAACAGUCCAGCGGCCCCAGCCAGUCGCAUAAAGUUCAAUAUAGAAAGCUAGGGUUCAGAACAAAUUCGCGAUCAGUUCUCUCAAGCUCUUCAAUUCAGCCGCUCAGGGUUCAGGUGCUGGAUGAUACAAUGGCGGAGAUAAAGUCAUCCGGGAGACCGAUUGAUCAAUUGCUGGAGAAGGUCUUGUGCAUGAAUAUACUUUCUUCUGAUUACUUUCGAGACCUCUUGAGGUUGAAAACGUACCAUGAAGUGAUUGAUGAGAUUUAUGUCACUGUCACGCAUGUGGAGCCAUGGAUGACUGGUAACUGCCGGGGACCGUCAACUGCAUUCUGCCUUCUGUACAAAUUCUUCACCAUGAAGCUCACGGUGAAACAGAUGCAUGGCCUGUUGAAGCACCAAGAUUCCCCUUACAUAAGAGCAAUUGGUUUUCUCUACUUGAGGUACGUUGCAGAUCCAAAGACAUUAUGGAGUUGGUACGAACCAUACCUGAAAGAUGACGAGGAAUUUUCCCCUGGUUCGAAUGGCCGAAUGACUACAAUGGGUGUCUACGUGCGUGAUUUGCUUCUCGGACAGUAUUACUUCGACACACUCUUCCCGCGCAUUCCUGUGCCCGUCAUGCGAACAAUAGUCUCCAACCUCGAAAGCAUGAAGCUCCCCACCAAACACUGCGGGGUCACAGGCGAGACGACCCGCGGGUCGGAGGAGACAGCUCGUCGGCCCCCUUCUGUCAAGGCCGCCCUUUCCGUCUCGUUCGGGCAGCGGGCUCCCCACCGCGCUUCCACCCGUGACUCAUCUCCUGUCAGGCGCCACAGAAGCCAGAGUCGAGAUUUAUCUGACCGGGAAUACGAAAGAGAGAGGGGCCGGGACAGGGAUCGCGAGAGAGAAAGGGACAGAGAUCGAGAACGAGAACGAGAUCGUGAGAGGGAUAGGAGGUAUGAUUAUGAUAGGAGGUCCCGGGAUAGGCACGGGAGGGAUUAUUAUGACCGGAGGGACCGUGAGGACCGUUAUCGCCGGAGCAGAAGCCGGAGUCGAAGCCGGAGCCGGAGCAUAUAUGAAAGGGGCGAACGUGACCAAAGCCGUUCGAGUCCGUCUAGGAAUGGGGAUAAGGAUAGGACAUCUGCUGCUAGUAAUCUUGCCAAGCUUAAGGAUUUAUACGGAGACUUGAGUGGGCAAAAGGAGGAUUCGGGCAAGGACAAGGGCACAAAUCAACCGGGUGGUACGGAGGAGGUGAUAAGGCUAGGCGGCUCGACUUGGAGGUAG